Messenger RNA from Somion occarium, 2755 nucleotides. The record is from the annotation of a GenBank genome assembly. NCBI's taxonomy places the organism in Eukaryota, Fungi, Basidiomycota, Agaricomycetes, Polyporales, Cerrenaceae.
GCUUUGAUUUGCGUUAUCUGCAUGCUUUCUUGUAAUAAUCAAUGCCCUAUGAGCGUUCACAAUGAGGCACGCGUAAAUGCUGACCUUGUGGCUGUAAACGCGCAAUAGACGCGGAUAGGCCUCAGCGCAGGUUUGUCUCCUACCACCACCAUCUCCUCUUGUUGUGCUCCCAUUGCAUUGUUUCUUCAUCCACAAUGGCGAGCACAUCCACGAAUCAGUAUCCGAUGCCCGCAGCCAAUGCCGACCUCGCCACAACUUGGGCGUAUCUCGAGGAGGGUGUCGACCAUAUCAUGACCAAGUUACAGACAGGCGUAUCAUACUCGAAAUACAUGAGUCUGUACACUGUGGCCUACAACUAUUGCACGUCAUCCAAAAUGCACGGCACAGGAGAGGCAGUUGGGCUUGGUCAACGAACUGGUGCAAAUCUGAUGGGAUCGGACUUGUACAACAACCUAAUUCGUUACUUUGUGAACCAUUUGAAGACGCUUCGCGAUGCAUCUGACUCGCUGCAGGAGGAGGCGCUUCUACGUUAUUACGCCCAGGAAUGGGACCGCUAUACCACAGGUGCUAACUAUAUCAACAGACUGUUCACCUAUCUCAACCGACAUUGGGUGAAGCGUGAAAGGGACGAGGGCCGCAAAGGCAUCUACCCCGUUUAUACUCUCGCACUGGUACAAUGGAAGACGCAAUUCUUCAUGCACAUUCAAAGCAAACACCAGAAGCUCGCUAAUGCCAUUCUACGGCUUAUUGAGCGACAACGAAACGGAGAGACCAUUGACCAAGGGUUGGUGAAAAAGGUCGUCGACUCCUUUGUGUCGCUUGGGUUGGAUGAGGGCGAUAUCAUGAAGGUCUCUCAUGAAGUCUACAAAGAGCACUUUGAGACACCCUUCCUUGAUGCCACUGAGAAGUACUAUCGCCAAGAGUCGGAAGUAUUCCUGGCUGAGAACAGUGUUCCUGAUUACCUCAAGAAGGCGGACGAGCGGUUGCGUGAGGAAGAGGACCGCGUGGAGCGAUACCUCAAUACCAUCACUCGCAAGAGCUUGAUCUCCAAGUGCGAGCAUGUCCUCAUUCGUGAGCACUCGGAGCGCAUGUGGGAGAGCUUCCAGAAUCUGCUCGACUAUGACAAGGACGAAGACUUGCAAAGAAUGUAUGCACUCCUUGCACGUAUACCCGAGGGUCUUGAACCACUUCGCAAGAAGUUCGAAGAACACGUGAAGAGAGCAGGUCUGAGUGCAGUCUCGAAAUUGGUCAGUGAAGGUGCGGAUGCAGCAGAGGUCGAUCCCAAAGCCUACGUCGAUGCCCUACUGGAGGUCCACCAGAAGAACUCUGAGACCGUCAACCGGAGCUUCAAGGGUGAGGCUGGUUUUGUUGCGGCACUGGAUAAGGCUUGCAGAGAGUUUGUUAACCGCAACGCUGCCACUGGUACUUCGACUACCAAGUCUCCUGAGCUGCUUGCCAAGCAUGCCGACGCGUUACUCAGGAAGAGCAACAAGAUGGCGGAGGAAGAUGACCUGGAGACCGCGCUGAACAAAGUGAUGAUUCUCUUCAAGUACAUCGAGGACAAGGAUGUUUUCCAGACCUUCUACACCACCAAACUGUCCAAACGACUCAUCCACGGCGUCUCCGCGUCUGAUGAAGCCGAAGCCAGCAUGAUCUCGAAGUUGAAGGAGGCAUGCGGUUUCGAGUACACUAACAAGCUCCAGCGCAUGUUCACAGAUAUGAGCCUCAGUAAAGAUCUGACUGACCAAUUCAAGGAGCGUAUGAGCCAGAACCACGACGAUAUGGACAUUAAUUUCAGUAUCAUGGUCCUUGGAACGAAUUUCUGGCCGCUCACCCCACCAUCAUUUGAUUUUAUCAUCCCCGUCGACAUCCUGCCGGUCUACGAUCGCUUUACCAAGUACUACCAACAAAAGCAUUCUGGACGGAAACUCACCUGGCUUUGGAACUACUCGAAGAAUGAACUCAGGACGAACUAUCUCAAUCAAAAGUACAUCCUCAUGACGAGUUCGUGGCAGAUGGCUAUUCUUGUGCAGUACAACAACAAUGACACGCUGUCACUGGACGAACUCGUUGCUGCGACGGGAGUCACCAAGGAUACCCUCAAGCAGGUCUUGGCCAUACUUGUGAAAGCUAAGAUUCUCAUCAAUGAGGAGACGGAUCAGUACGAUUUGAACCCUAGUGCGUUAUUCUUGCGUAUCUUCAGUAUCUUUCUAAUCAACCUUCCUCCAGACUUCAAAUCGAAGAAGAUUCGUAUUAACCUUAACAUGCCGAUCAAGGCGGAGCAGAAGGCCGAGUCCACCGAUGUGCUGAAGACUGUCGACGAGGAUCGCAAAUAUGUGAUUCAAGCGACCAUCGUUCGUAUCAUGAAGGCGCGAAAGACGAUGAAGAACCAACAACUCAUUCAGGAAGUCAUUGCGCAGAUCUCGCAACGGUUUGCCCCCAAGAUCCCGGACAUCAAGAAGGUGAUAUUUUUAGAAUAUGUUAUGUGUGAAAUAACGGACUCACCUUUUUGGAUUGCAGGCGAUCGAUGAUCUUCUGGAAAAGGAGUAUAUUGAGCGAGUGGAGGGCACGAGGGAUACCUUUGCUUAUGUUGCAUGAGUCUCAUUGCUUUGUGUGCUUUCUGUCAUUCUGUGUACUUUCUUCUGCGGCGUCAAAUUAUAGAGCGCAUGGUGUAGCAUAGUACAUUCUCUCUGAUUUCCCCCUCAUCUUUUAUUCAUUCUGUCACUAUGUCACGAAUAUCUUUCCUGUUGCAAUG